CCCCCGAAAGUUGGGUCCCCAUUCUUUCCUCUUCUUCAUCAUAAGGUUCCAUUCCUGGUUCAAUCAUAACAUAGCCAAGGGAAAAACUGGGAAAAGGUUUCCAACUUCAGAAAUGGUGGUUGUGACUUUUCUUUUAUUCUUUCUCGAUAUAUAGUUUCAAUUUAGCUUGAAACGUGUUUUUCCUUAAAAUAGUAGUGGGGCAGUAAAGGCGAUCAGCAAACGCUAAUCGAGGGAAUCAAUGAGGCGAAGACCAGGAAUUGGCGGUUUACAAACCGCUGCCGCCGCUAGGGAUCAGUAUCGAUUGCUUGGGGAAAAUGUUGCUAAGUUGAAAAUGGAUCUUAUGAAAGAACAGCUAGCCACUUUUCGGUCUCAGUUGGAAGACUUUGCUCGCAAACACAAGAAUGACAUUCGCAAGAACCCUGCAUUCAGAUCACAGUUUCAUGAGAUGUGCGCAAAAGUUGGGGUAGAUCCCCUAGCCUCAAAUAAGGGUUUCUGGGCAGAGCUGUUAGGGAUUGGCGACUUCUACUAUGAGCUAGGAGUGCAAAUUGUUGAUAUUUGCUUGGCUACUAGACCUCAUAAUGGGGGUUUGAUCAACUUGGAGGAGCUGUGUAGAUUACUUAAUCAGAGACGAAAGAGUGCUCGCGAAGCUGUGACUGAGGAUGAUUGCUUGCGUGCAAUUAGUAAGCUCAAGGUAUUAGGCAAUGGUUUUGAGGUGAUUUCUGUUGGAAAGAGAAAGCUUGUGCGGUCUGUUCCGACCGAGUUAAAUAAAGACCACAAUGAAAUUUUAGAGCUGGCCCAGGCUCAAGGUUUUGUGACGGUUGAAGAAGUAGCGAGAAGGCUGUCAUGGUCCUCUGGUCGUGCCACCGAUGCCCUUGAAACGUUACUAGAUGAAGGUCUUGCUAUGAUUGAUGACGGCCACAGAGAUGGCCAACGUCGGUAUUGGUUCCCUUGUGUAUCUUCUAUCGCCUCUUUCGUUGGAAAUGAGACUGUUUAAAACGUUACAUUGUGCCAUUCGACAACGUUUGUAAUAUUCACAAAUAGAAGUGGACGCUGACGAACAAUCAAAAUGAUU
Messenger RNA from Rhododendron vialii, 1072 nucleotides. RefSeq names its product vacuolar protein sorting-associated protein 22 homolog 1. Lineage: Eukaryota; Viridiplantae; Streptophyta; Magnoliopsida; Ericales; Ericaceae. Gene Ontology annotation, cellular component: ESCRT II complex. Gene Ontology annotation, biological process: protein transport to vacuole involved in ubiquitin-dependent protein catabolic process via the multivesicular body sorting pathway. The transcript has 7 exons. The coding region runs from base 239 to 994 and encodes 251 amino acids. The record is from RefSeq and is a predicted model, not a curated record.